Messenger RNA from Papaver somniferum (opium poppy), 2404 nucleotides. RefSeq names its product vacuolar-sorting receptor 3-like. NCBI's taxonomy places the organism in Eukaryota, Viridiplantae, Streptophyta, Magnoliopsida, Ranunculales, Papaveraceae. The record is from RefSeq and is a predicted model, not a curated record. Bases 159 to 2045 code for a protein of 628 amino acids. Gene Ontology annotation, molecular function: calcium ion binding. The transcript has 12 exons.
UUCUGCUCUGUACCACUGAAGUUUCAGGAAGUGACAGAUUCUUCAUCAUUACUAAACUUAUCUGGUUUUCUCAAAGUAGGCGUUACUUGAGUUCCUGUUUUGUUCAAUUCCAAAACCCUAAGAAAAAAAGAUUACUCAUUUAUUUGGUAUUUCUAAAAAUGGGGAUUUUUUCAAGAUAUUAUUGUUAUUACUUAGGGUUUGUAAGUUUGCUAUAUUUGUUUCAAAUUGGAACUGGGAAAUUUUUAGUUGAGAAAAAUAGUAUAACUGUUACUUCUCCGGAUAGUAUUAAAGGAAAUCAUGAUAGUGCUAUUGGUAAUUUUGGUUUACCACAAUAUGGUGGAAGUAUGGCUGGUACUGUUCUUUACCCUAAAGACAAUCAAAAAGCUUGUAGAGAAGAUUUUACUACUUCUUUCAAGACUAAACCUGGUUCUCUUCCUACAUUUCUCUUAGUUGAUCGAGGAGAUUGCCUUUUUGCUUUAAAAGUUUGGAAUGCGCAAAAAGCUGGAGCUUCCGCUGUGCUUGUUGCAGAUAAUGUUGAUGAACCAUUACUAACCAUGGAUUCACCUAAAGAGGAUGGUGCAUCUGCACAGUAUAUCGAGAACAUAACCAUUCCAUCCGCGCUCAUCACUAAAGAUUUUGGUGGAAAGCUGAAAAAAGCAAUAAGUAGUGGGGAAAUGGUCAACCUGAAUCUCGAUUGGAGGGAAGCUGUUCCGCACCCAGAUAAUCGAGUAGAGUAUGAAUUGUGGACCAAUAGCAAUGAUGAAUGUGGGGUGAAAUGUGAUAUGCUGAUGGAAUUUGUAAAGGAUUUCAAAGGCGCAGCACAAAUACUUGAGCGAGGGGGUUACACGCAAUUUACACCCCAUUAUAUAACUUGGUAUUGUCCUGAAGCAUUCACAAUAAGCAAACAGUGUAAAUCUCAGUGCAUAAAUAAGGGACGGUAUUGUGCACCUGAUCCUGAGCAGGAUUUCAGCCAAGGAUAUGAAGGGAAAGAUGUUGUUGUCGAAAAUUUAAGACAACUUUGUGUGUUCAAAGUGGCAAAUGAGAUCAGCAAGCCUUGGGUUUGGUGGGAUUAUGUCACCGAUUUUCAAAUAAGAUGUCCAAUGAAGCUGAAAAAAUAUAAUAAAGAAUGUGCUGAUACUGUUAUCAAGUCUCUAGGCCUUGACAUGAAAAAGAUUGAGAAGUGUAUGGGUGACCCAAAUGCUGAUGCUGAUAAUCCUGUUCUAAAAGAAGAACAAGAAGCCCAAGUUGGAAAAGGAACCAGAGGUGAUGUGACCAUACUGCCUACCCUUGUCGUUAACAAUCGACAAUAUCGAGGGAAAUUGGAUAAAGGAGCUGUUUUAAAAGCCAUUUGUUCCGGUUUUGAGGAAACUACUGAACCAGCGGUUUGCUUGAAUGCUGAUUUAGAGACAAAUGAGUGCUUGGAUAAUAAUGGUGGAUGUUGGCAGGAUAAGACAUUAAACGCCACUGCUUGCAAGGAUACAUUCCGCGGAAGAGUGUGUGAGUGUCCCCUUGUUCAAGGUGUGCAGUUUAAAGGAGAUGGUUACAGUUCCUGUGAAGCUAGUGGGCGUGGACGCUGCAAUAUAAACAAUGGGGGUUGCUGGCACGAAACUCGAGAUGGACAUACCUUUUCUGCGUGUCUGGAUAUAGAUGGUGUUAAAUGCCAGUGUCCAUCGGGAUUCAAAGGGGAUGGUGUCAAAAAUUGUGAAGAUAUUAAUGAAUGCAAAGAAAGGAGAGCUUGUCAGUGUCCCGACUGUCACUGCAAAAAUACAUGGGGCGGGUAUGAGUGCACUUGCAGUGAGGGCCUCUUGUACAUGAAGGAUCAUGACACCUGUAUAAGUAAGAGUGCUAGUGAAGCUAAGACGUCAUGGACUGCUGUGUGGGUCAUCUUGAUAGGCCUGGUUAUGGCUGCCGCUGGAGCAUAUCUUGUUUACAAAUACAGAAUACGGUCGUACAUGGACUCAGAGAUCAGAGCUAUAAUGGCACAGUACAUGCCACUGGACAGUCAGGUGGAGAUACCAAAUCAUGCUAGUGACGGCCGAGCGUAGAGAGAUGUAAAAACCCUUGGAACUGCUACCGUGGUUUGUAACAUAAACCCUUUUGUGUUCCAAGGAACUUUCCUUUUGUAUAACAUUAACGGAUAACAAAAUAAUAGUCUUCAAGAUUAGUGUACCCUGAAAGUUAAUAAAGAAAGGGACAAAGGAGAUAUACCAAGUUAGGGGGGUUGGUUCUCGUAAGGUUAAGUUAUUGUAGUUGUGGUUGUAGUUGUAGCUGUAACUGUAGGAAUCUUGUUUGCCAUGAGAACUUUCAAGAAUUGCCAAUGUAGUAAUCAGAAGAUCAAUUUGUAACACUCAUGUAUAUCUUUUGUAGGAAUAUAUUUAGGUUUCUCGAAACCUUCAAUUGAUCA